AUGAACAGCUACACCAGCAACUACAAUCCGUACCAACAGACCUCAUAUGGUGGCAAUGCUGCGCCUGAUGGAGGAGGCUUUAUGCAGGGUGGCGGCUUCGGCAGCCCUGGUAUGGGAGGAAGCCCUGGAAGCGGUGGACGCACUCGAUCGGCGAACACUCUUCGUCCCGUUACGAUCAAGCAAAUUCUCGACGCCCAACAACCCCACCCCGACGCCGACUUCCGCAUCGACAAUGCCGAUAUCGGUCAAAUCACCUUCGUAGCCGCCAUCCGCAACGUCUCCCUUCAAUCAACAAACGUUACUUUCCGCAUGGAAGACGGUACCGGUCUCCUCGAGGCGAAGCAAUGGCUCGACGCCGGAGCAGAAGGCGCAGGAGGCAAUAAGUUCGAGGGAUGGACUGACACGUACGCGCGCGUUACUGGUCAGUUGAAGAGUUUUGGACAGAGAAGACAUGUUUCUGUUUCCCAUAUUCGUCAGGUGACGGACAUGCACGAGGUUCUCUACCAUCUCCUCGAGGCGACCUCCGUGCAUCUCUACUUUACCCGCGGACCACACCAGCCAACAUCAGCCAACCAAGCUGCCGCUGGCGCCGGCGGCCAGCAGGCGUAUGGGCACAACCCCCUGGACGCUCAGCUCGCUGGAUACAACCUCUCCCCCGCUCUACGACAAAUUAUGGCCGUCAUUCAUGCGGCACCAGACACCAACGAAGGUAUCCACGUCAGAAAUUUGGUGCAGAUGUGUCCACCUGGGUUGGUGCCUGAUAUGGGUGAGGCGAUUGAGCAGUUGAUGGGUGAGGGCUUGUUGUAUACCACGAUAGAUGAUGAGCACGUGAAGAGUACGGUGCAGACGUAG
Molecule: messenger RNA, 852 nt
Organism: Saitoella complicata NRRL Y-17804
Lineage: Eukaryota; Fungi; Ascomycota; Saitoellomycetes; Saitoellales; Saitoellaceae
Product: replication protein A, subunit RPA32
Exons: 2
Coding region: 1-852 (283 amino acids)
Biological process (GO): nucleotide-excision repair; DNA replication; double-strand break repair via homologous recombination
Cellular component (GO): site of double-strand break; DNA replication factor A complex; nucleus
Molecular function (GO): DNA binding
Source: RefSeq, a predicted model, not a curated record